Messenger RNA from Cotesia congregata, 402 nucleotides. The record is from the annotation of a GenBank genome assembly. NCBI's taxonomy places the organism in Eukaryota, Metazoa, Arthropoda, Insecta, Hymenoptera, Braconidae.
AUGGAUAUUUUGGAAGAUCAGCACUUCAAAAAUUACAAAUUUCUUAUGUCGUGUUACGGAGUAUGUCCCUACCAGCCACGUUAUCAAAAGUACUUGCUGAGAUGUGUCGCAACGAUUGGUAUAUUCAAUAUUUUGACGCCGAAGACAAUCAAAUUUAUCGAAUAUUUGGGCGAUUUGGACAACAUGAUUCAGUGUAUACCGAUGAUUUGUGUGCAUUUGCUAGGCCUGGUAAAAUUUGCCAAUUGGAUGUUCAACGCCAAUGCUAUAAAAAGAUUGUUUGUGCUGAUGGAGCGUGACGGAAAAACUUUGAAAUCUGAAGAAGACAAAGAAAUAAUGCAGAGAUGGCUCAUACGUACUCGGAAACUGACAUCCGCUUACACAGGUAUCAAUUUACUGCAUUAA